UCUUCCCCCAAAUUUCAUUCUGCUCCAACCUCGUGCCCCUCACUCCUCGCUUCUUCAUGGACGCAGCGCAAUCCUCCUGCCACUGAAACCGCGCGUCCCUAGUUUUCACUCCGCCCCACCCACCACCCACCUCCCCCAUUUUCCAUUUUCCCUCUCCCUCUCUCUCUCUCUCUCUCUCUCUCUCUCUCUCUCUCUCUCUCUCUCUCUGCGUAUCAUCAUGGCUACAACUUCUUGUCUUCCGCUCUCUCCCUCACCCGCUCUCGCCCGCAGGCCACCCACCCGCGCCCUCUGCUUCUCUCUCGGCGGUAGCUCCGCCACCACCUCGGAGGUCCUUCCGCUUUCCACCACCACACCAACAAGGGGUUUAGGGUUCAGACCUCGCCCCCUCCCUCUCAAUGUUCUCUGCUUGAGCGUUGGCAAAAGGAUCAAAAGUGCUUUCCUGUGGGUGAUAACGACUGCAAUUGUCUGUGCUCUUGUGCUUGGCAUUUUAUGUGGGCUAAUUGGAAAGGUGGACUUCACUGUUAGGCAUCUCUCUUCAUCCACAACUCUUUUUCCAAGUACAUGGGGCUUCUCGGGCAGCCAACCAUGUAUUGGAAGCGGCACACACCAGUGCUCUGUAUAUUCUGCAAGUUCUUCAUCAGAGACGACCUGGACAAUGCGGACUACCUUUCCAGAAUAUGUUGUUGCUCUUGCUACAAUUGUUGGAUCCAUAUUUUUCACUAUAUUUGGUGGUGUUGGUAUUGCCUCUCUUCCACUGGGGCUUAUAUAUUCACUCAUUCGGCGCCCAAAGGCUGUUAUCACUCGUUCAAAAUAUAUCAAGGAAGCAAUAGAAUUAGGUAAAAAAGCAAGAGAGUUGAGGAAAGUUGCCGAUGCACUCCAUCAGGAAGAAAGAAGUGGUUCUAAGGGUAGAAAAUGGCAUAAAAAUGUGAAGUCAGUGGAAAAGCCACCACCAUCCACGGCCUCAUCGUUCUUUUCUGUCAUCCAUGAUCUCAUUGUCCUUUAUCACCCUCCAUGAUCUCAUUGUCUGCUCCAU
Malania oleifera is the source of this 1033-nucleotide messenger RNA. RefSeq names its product LIMR family protein At5g01460-like. Bases 218 to 1015 code for a protein of 265 amino acids. NCBI's taxonomy places the organism in Eukaryota, Viridiplantae, Streptophyta, Magnoliopsida, Santalales, Ximeniaceae. The transcript is spliced from 7 exons. The record is from RefSeq and is a predicted model, not a curated record.